CAACCACAACCACAACAACAAACAUACACUCUCUCUUUCACUUUUUCUUUCUCUCUCUAACUUUCGACUCUCUCUCUCUCUCUCUCCACCGUCCUCCGCCGUCAUGAAGCAGUUGAUUCGCCGGCUGUCCCGAGUCGCCGACUCCUCUCAGUACACUCUCCUCCGCUCCGACUCCCAGCGCGGGAGCCGCCGUCCGUGCCGUCGAUCGGAGUCGCUCCGCGCUGCCGCGGCGGCGAAGAUCCGCCGCUCCUCCACGGUGGUGCCGGAAGGACACGUGCCGAUCUACGUCGGCGACGAGAUGGAGCGGUUCGUCGUCGGAGCGGAGCUGCUGAACCACCCGGUCUUCGUGAAGCUUCUGAACCAAUCGGCGCAAGAGUACGGUUACGAGCAACAAGGAGUGCUUCGAUUGCCUUGCCAUGUCUUCGUCUUCGAGCGCGUCCUCGAAGCGCUUCGACUCGGCCACGACACGCGCUACAUCACGGAACUCCUCAGUUCGGAAGAGUUCUGCUAAGGAAAAAAAAAAAUUCCGAGAAAAUCGAACUUGCAUAUGGUAAAUUAGCGAGAUCUCUUUUUCUUUUUUGGUUUCUAUGUAA
This is a messenger RNA of Gastrolobium bilobum, 593 nucleotides long. RefSeq names its product auxin-responsive protein SAUR71-like. The record is from RefSeq and is a predicted model, not a curated record. Bases 104 to 511 code for a protein of 135 amino acids. Lineage: Eukaryota; Viridiplantae; Streptophyta; Magnoliopsida; Fabales; Fabaceae. The transcript has a single exon. Gene Ontology annotation, biological process: response to auxin.